Chenopodium quinoa (quinoa) is the source of this 1736-nucleotide messenger RNA. Its product is annotated as protein TRANSPARENT TESTA GLABRA 1-like. The coding region runs from base 281 to 1306 and encodes 341 amino acids. The transcript is spliced from 2 exons. Gene Ontology annotation, cellular component: nucleus. The record is from RefSeq and is a predicted model, not a curated record. NCBI's taxonomy places the organism in Eukaryota, Viridiplantae, Streptophyta, Magnoliopsida, Caryophyllales, Amaranthaceae. Gene Ontology annotation, molecular function: protein binding.
AAAAAAAAAAAAAAACUAUGACUCGUGAGUUAGAGGCCUUAUUUUUUCUUUUAAUUGGGCUAGGCCCAUUAUGAAGCCCAAUAGCAAAUACUGAGAAAAAAGUAGGCCGUUGACUAGUAGGUAAUCCUUCCCUCCAAAAAGUCAAAACUCAACAACUCUCUCCGUUGACCGGCGCUAGAAUUACCAGUCUCCUUCUUCAACCUCUAAAAAUCCCCAAUUCUCCUGAACAAGAUCACAAACCCUAAAAUUAUCAAAUCCCUAAUUCAAUUUUCCCCAAAAAAUGGAGAAUUUAACUCAAGAAUCUCACCUCCUUCCUAACAACACCCUCGUAACGUACGAUUCACCUUACCCGCUUUACGCCAUGUCGUUUUCUCUCUCCUCCGCCGGAAUUUCUCGCCGGAGCUCCGACCAAAUCAUUGCCGUCGGAAGUUUCAUCGAAGAAUACAACAAUCGCAUCGAUAUCUUAACCUUCGAUGAAGAAACCCUAACCCUAACCCUAUCCCCAAAUCUCUCAUUUCCUCAUCCUUAUCCUCCGACAAAAUUGAUGUUUCAACCUUCAGCUUCAUCACCGCCGAUUCUGGCAUCGUCGGCCGAUUUUCUCAGGUUGUAUUCGUUCAAGAAUGAUUCAAUUGAGUUGGUGUCUAACCUCAAUAACUCGAAAUCGAGCGAUUUCUGUGCGCCAUUGACGUCGUUUGAUUGGAACGACGUCGUUCCUCAACGAAUUGGAACUUCUAGUAUUGAUACAACUUGUACGAUUUGGGAUAUUGAGAAAUGUGUGGUUGAAACUCAGUUGAUUGCUCAUGAUAAGGAGGUUUACGACAUUGCUUGGGGAGAAGCUGGAGUUUUUGCAUCGGUUUCGGCUGAUGGAAGUGUUAGGAUUUUUGAUUUGAGAGAUAAGGAACAUUCUACGAUUGUUUACGAGUCCCCGGAGCCGGAUACUCCGUUGUUAAGGCUAGCUUGGAAUAAGCAGGAUUUGAGGUAUAUGGCCACCACUUUGAUGGAUAGUAAUAAGGUUGUGAUAUUGGAUAUACGGUCUCCUACGAUGCCGGUGGCAGAAUUCGAGAGGCACCAGGCUAGUGUUAAUGCUGUGGCGUGGGCGCCUCAUAGUGGCAGGCAUAUAUGCUCUGUUGGUGAUGAUGCUCAGGCGCUUAUAUGGGAGCUUCCCACCGUUGCUGCCCCCAAUGGGAUUGAUCCUUUGUCAAUGUACAAUGCUGGCUCGGAAAUAAACCAGUUGCAGUGGUCUGCUGCUCAGCCGGAGUGGAUUAGUAUCGCUUUCUCGAAUAAGUUGCAGCUGCUGAGAGUUUGAGAAUUUUGUGCUCAAGCCUACAACUUUGUAUAGCUAAAAACUUCACUGGGAAUUGCUUUUCUAUUGUAGCUGUUCAGUGUUCACAAACUUUCAAUUGCUGUGACAAGUGCUGAAACUCUCUUUUGCUGGGUUAGUUUGUUCCUGACUUCGCGUAUAUUUCUUGGAAGCAAAAUUGCUGUUAUAAGAUUUUUGUGGAUAACGUGAAUGCUGUUUCACAGACUGGAUGCUGUGUGAUUAGAUUAGGAUGUAGAAUUGCUGUUAUUUAAAUAAGCUGUAGUUUUGAAGAAAUAUAUACAGAGUAAUAAUUUUGCAUUUUUUUUGUAUUUAUUAUUUGCCCUCGGGGCAGUGGCAACUUUGGCUGCCAGAAUUAAAUUUGUACUAGAACUUGACGGUUGUUUUAAAUGUAUUAUCAAGGGAGCAAAAUUUAACA